UUUUUUACCUUCUUUUCUCAAGAAUGGCCAAAAGAAUCUGAAAAAAAUCUUUGUCUCCUUGAAACGUCUAAAAAUGGAUUAUCAAGCACACACAUUAAAAAAAACGAAGCUCUUUCUGGUUUCAGUCUUCAAAACUGCAGGCACAGCAUCCCAGUGUUCUGCCAUCCAUCAUUUUACCAUGACACUGAUUUUUUGGGAGAAGAACUGGACAUCGUUUAUGUGAAAGGGCAUGAAACGUGCCAGAAAAUAUGUACCAAUAGCAUCCACUGCCAAUUUUUUAUCUAUUCUCCAUCUCAAGAAUCCUGCAAGGGUAAAUGUUACUUAAAACUGUCUUCCAAUGGAUUGCCAACUAAAAUACUUCAUGGGAGAGGAGGCAUCUCUGGAUACACAUUAAGGUUAUGUAAAAUGGAUAAUGAGUGUACGACCAAAAUCAAGCCCAGAUUUGUUGGAGGAACAGUGUCUGUUCACAGUGAAUGGCCAUGGCAGAUAACUUUGCACAUCACAUCACCCACCCGAAGACACCUGUGUGGAAGUUCCAUCAUCGGAAACCAGUAGAUAUUAACAGCUGCUCAUCGUUUUGACCAGGUAAAUUCAGCCAAAAAUUUGCAUGUCUACAGUGGCAUUUUAAAUCAAUCAGAAAUCAAAGAGGAUACAUCUUUUUGGGGGGUUCAAGAAAUAAUAAUUUAUGCUCAAUAUAAAAUGGCAAAAAGUGGGGAUGAUAUUGCCUUGUUGAAACUGGAAACAACAAUGAAUUACACGGAUUUUCAACGACCCACUUGCCUUCUGAAAGAAAGAGAAAUAUAUUCUGAUUGCUGGAUGACUGGAUGGGGUACAGAAAAUUAA
Messenger RNA from Pteropus alecto (black flying fox), 843 nucleotides. RefSeq names its product coagulation factor XI. The record is from RefSeq and is a predicted model, not a curated record. Gene Ontology annotation, cellular component: extracellular region. Lineage: Eukaryota; Metazoa; Chordata; Mammalia; Chiroptera; Pteropodidae. Gene Ontology annotation, molecular function: serine-type endopeptidase activity; protein binding. Gene Ontology annotation, biological process: proteolysis.